GAUUUCUUCUCUUUCUUCCUCCCCAGCAGGAAGAGCUGAGACAGGAUGGCCUGGCAGGGGCUGGUGCUGGCUGGCUGCCUCCUCCUGCUCCCCUCCGCCACAGCGGACUGCCUGUCGCGGUGCUCCUUGUGUGCUGUAAAGACUCAGGAUGGGCCCAAACCCAUCAACCCCCUGAUUUGCUCCCUGGAAUGCCAGGCUGCCCUGCUGCCCUCUGAGGAAUGGGAGAGAUGCCAGAGCUUUCUGUCUUUUCUCACCCCCUCCACCCUUGGGCUCAAUGACAAGGAGGACUUGGGGAGCAAGGCGGUUGGAGAGGGGCCCUACAGUGAGCUGGCCAAGCUCUCUAGGUCCUUCCUGAAGGAGCUGGAGAAAAGCAAGCUCCUCCCCAGUAUCUCAGCAAAGGAGAAUGCUCUGAGCAAGAGCCUGGAGGAUAAGCUCAGGGGUCUCUCCGGCGGUUUCGGGGAGGGAGCGGAGUCUGAGCUGGUGAGGGAUGCCCAGCUGAAUGACGGCGCCGUGGAGACUGGCACGCUUGAUUUCGCUGAGGAGGACCCCAAGGAGCAGGUCAAACGCUACGGGGGCUUUUUGCGCAAAUACCCCAAGAGGAGCUCAGAGGUGGCUGGGGAGGGGGACGGAGAUAGCAUGGGCCACGAGGACCUGUACAAACGCUAUGGGGGCUUCUUGCGGCGCAUUCGUCCCAAGCUCAAGUGGGACAACCAGAAGCGUUAUGGCGGUUUUCUCCGGCGCCAGUUCAAGGUGGUGACUCGGUCUCAGGAAGAUCCCAAUGCUUACUCUGGAGAGCUUUUUGAUGUAUAAGCACCUCUCAUCAUGGAGCAGAGUCAGGAGCAUCCAUCCCCUGACAUGUUUUCAGGUUGGAGUUCAUUCAUUCAUCCUCUUGUAUAUGCCCCUUCCCCAUGCUCAGCUCAGCAUUGUGUACAAAAUAUCCAAGCUCAGCCCACCUGUCUUCUGCCUGGGAGGAUGGUAUUUCUCUGGGGUCUGUGAUGGGGAAGGGUGGAUGUCCCCUCCCCACAAUAGGCUUAGUGCUUGGCUCAGAUGCCUAGACUUUAAAAUUACCACCAGCAGCGGCAGCUUGUGAUCUCUGUCCUUUCAACCUGUUCACAUGGCUCUCCAAUUCCCGGGAACCAGAGCGACGUGUUCUUUGUAUCUGUGGGUCUAUGAUCUCUAAACUUAACGGAUCACAUGCCCCUCUCAGAAGAAAUUGAGCAUGCUCCCUCAUGCAGAUAGUAUAUGCUUCAUAAACAUGCAAAGAGUAGAGCUUUAAAAUAAGGUAAAUAAUCAUACACAGAAAUUCUAACAUCGUAUUCCCAAAUCUCAAAAGAUCUCCUGUACCCCCCACUUUGGAGACCAUGCUUUAGGUACAAAGCUUAAACAUUGCCGUAUAUUGGAUCAGGAACCCUUACAGCAGAGGGUCCAGUCGUCUAGUGGGUUUAAUGUUUAGUCAGUGUACUCUGAGUCCUCAUUGUUCGGAAAAGCACCUCUUGAAGAACUGACUUCCUGAGCUCCCAGUCAUGUUGGUAACCUGGACAGUGCCCAACUCCUUACAGAAAGGAGUGAAAACCCCUUUCAGAAAUGAUUGAGUGCAGUCUCUUGAAUGCCUAAAUGAUCAAGGAGGGAGCAAGGCAAACCAAUUUGUUCUGUGCAACAAACUCAAAAUGUGGACCAGUUCCCUCAGCCCUCAUUAAACUAAUUAAACUGAUCGGUAUCAUGCUUCUACUCCAUGGUGAACUGAAGCAGAGUCAAGUUGAUGAAGUUAAGCACAACCAUGUUCUUGAGCAGCUGAACUGGCUGCCAAGAGUCCAAGCCAUCUGGCCCAACAUAUGCACUGGGCAUUGGGUAAGGGACUCCAGAAGCAGCAGCUAGAAAGAGAAAAAGGCCCUCUUCAACCCCCAUGAUGCUUCUUUCCUCUUAAUGUCUCAAAAUAAAAUCAGAAAGAGGAAUAAAAUGAUUAAGUGCUUAAGUCCAAAUGAGUUCCCUUGAUUCAAAUAACCCUGAACCAGAGGCAGAGACCUCCUGAUGUCUUGGUUUCAGUCAAAGCCCUCUCUCUCUGUCUCUCAUUUGCGCUGUCAUUCCCAGGCAUUUUAUUUUGGUUUGUGGCUCCAGGAGAUGGGGCUGGAUAGGAGAGGAAACAGGCUUGAAUUUGGAUAAUUUGUAUAAGAUGCUGCUGAGCACAUCUCUUCAUGUGCAGUCCCCAGGUAUCUGAUGAUGUUCUGAAAUGGAUAGAUUGUUUCAGAGUUAUCCUGUGUGCUUUUAAAAAAAAAUCCCAUUUAUGCAAUUUACUUGGAAUUUGCUUACUCUUUAAUGGGCCUGUGUAAUUUCCUGCUCCUCCAGUACAAUAAAUAAAAGAUGCUGAUGACUUGG
This is a messenger RNA of Cebus imitator (Panamanian white-faced capuchin), 2373 nucleotides long. It is a transcript of the gene PDYN, whose product is annotated as prodynorphin. Gene Ontology annotation, biological process: sensory perception; chemical synaptic transmission; neuropeptide signaling pathway. The record is from RefSeq and is a predicted model, not a curated record. Gene Ontology annotation, cellular component: dendrite; neuronal cell body; plasma membrane. Lineage: Eukaryota; Metazoa; Chordata; Mammalia; Primates; Cebidae. Bases 46 to 810 code for a protein of 254 amino acids. The transcript has 2 exons. Gene Ontology annotation, molecular function: opioid receptor binding.